AUGUCGUUGAUGCUGGAGGUAAGUCUCCUAAGUGGCAAGACUGUGUCACUUCAGGCAGACGAGGACGAACCCAUGGAAUCACUGAAGGUGCGUGCACAGCGAGCCCUGGGAGCUGGCAGAGGUCGACUUUCAAGCUCCACCGGCCUAGUUCUUGAUGGAGCUGCACCGCUGAAGCACGCCAAGCUGCAGAACGGCGAGCAACUAGUGGAAGUGGCGGACCUUGGUGCCGAGGGCUCCUUUCGACAGGUCCGGGGCUGCAGUUACUUGAUGGCUCCGGGCCAAUCCUUUGUCAUGCCAGAGAUGGUCGAGUCUUUCCGUCUCGUGCUGGACAGCCAGAAAGAGGCUUUGGGCUACGAUUGCGGCGGCGACAUGGGGUUCCUUCCCAGCAACACCAUGUCCGACCUCUGCAGAACCGCCCUCUACAGGCUAGAGGUCUCCUGCGAUGCGACCUUCCAAAGCGUCUUACCUGCCGGAUGUGAGAGCCUCUCUCCGCCUUAUGGGUUCACCACGGGCAGUGCCAUGAGAGAUCUCUGCCCGCUGGAAUGCAACGCAGCUGACGUGUCCACGCUGGCGCAAGCUGUGGUCCAGCGACGACAGCGGAAGCAGCAGGAAGAGGCCGCGGCGCGCCAACGCGCCCUGGAGGCCGUGCGACACCAGGCUCGCCAGGAGGCUCGCCGGAAGGACGCCCUCCAAAAGGCGGCGCAGGCAGCAGCAACGGCCAAGGUUGCGCAGGCUCUUGCUGGGAGCCCUGCAGCUGCUCAGGCCCUGGCAGCAGCGCCGGGAGCUGCGGAAGCCUUGGCCUCAGCACCGGGCGCGGCCUCGGCCCUUGCCAGCAGCCCUGCUGCAGCGCAGGCAUUGGCCGAGAAUCCGAGCAUCCUCGGGGCGAUUGCAAACGAGCCUGCCCUUGCGACAGCUUUGGCGAACAACCCGGAGCUUUCGAAGGCAUUGGCAUCCGAUCCAGCUUUGGCCGCGGCUCUGGCAGAGAAUCCUGGCUUGGCCAAGGCCCUCGCCGAGAAUCCCAAUUCUUUGGCAGCCGUAAAAGCCAUGGCGUCGAACCCCGCACUUUCUGCGGCUGCGAAGAACAGCCCUUCCUUGGCAGCGGCCCUAGCGGCAGAUCCCAGCAAACUGGCGGCAGCUGCUGCCAAUUCCGCCGUCUCGCAGGCCCUAGCAGCAGAUCCGGCGCUUGCCGCAGCUUUAGCCAAGAAUCCCGAGGCGGUUGCCGACUUGGCCCAGACGCUGCAGCAGCCAGGGGCUACGGUGGCCGAUGCUCUGCAGAAGAACCCGCAGUUGGCUGCGGCUGUGGAGACUGCGAAGAAGGAGCAGCAGGUUGCAGCACCUGUUGCAGAUGCAGCUGCCCAAGGCUCUGUACCUCCAGCUGCUCUGCCCCCCAGCGCUCUGCCCCCGAGCGCCCUCCCCGCGGGUGCGCCCUCGGCGGCCGCCGCCGCCUCGCCUUUCGCGGCGCCGAUUCCCCUGGUUCCCCGUGUGGUGGAGGCAGCAGCGGACCCGAAGACAGAAGCUCUGCAAGCCAAGGUCGGGGACCUUCAGGCCACAGUGGAGGAGCUUAAGGCCCAGUUGCAGAAGGCCCGCGCCGGAGAGGUUCCUCCCGCUGCGAUUGCCGGAGCUCCUGCGCCGGCGGCGUUCAAGGACCUCCAAGCGAAGUUGCUAGUGGAGAGUGGACUGGGGCAGGCGCCUGCUCCGGCAGCUUUCAAGGACCUCCAGGCAAAGUUGCUCAUGGAGGGCGGACUGGCGCAGGCACCUGCACCUGCACCGGCAUUCCGCGACUUUCAGGCCAGGCUGCUGAUGGAGGGUGGCGUGGCGCAGGCUCCCUCGCCGGCGCCGGCGUGGUAG
Messenger RNA from Symbiodinium sp. CCMP2592, 1848 nucleotides. NCBI's taxonomy places the organism in Eukaryota, Dinophyceae, Suessiales, Symbiodiniaceae. The record is from the annotation of a GenBank genome assembly.